Messenger RNA from Pseudophryne corroboree (corroboree frog), 1374 nucleotides. Its product is annotated as E3 ubiquitin-protein ligase TRIM8-like. The transcript has a single exon. The coding region runs from base 1 to 1374 and encodes 457 amino acids. Lineage: Eukaryota; Metazoa; Chordata; Amphibia; Anura; Myobatrachidae. Gene Ontology annotation, molecular function: zinc ion binding. The record is from RefSeq and is a predicted model, not a curated record.
AUGGCGUCUGCUGAUCUGAGACAGGACCUGGACUGUUCCAUCUGCCGGAGCAUGUAUACAGACCCUGUAACCCUGAGCUGUGGCCACACCUAUUGCCGGGGCUGUAUUGAUCGUACGUUGGAUACACAGAAGGAAUGGUCAGAAGCAUAUACGUGUCCUGAAUGCAGAAAAGAGUUCAGGAAUCGUCCUGCACUGCAGAGAAACAUAACGCUGUGUAACAUAGUGGGUAAAGUUCCAUCUACUCAACCAGAUCAGGAGGACACUGGGAUCUUCUGCACUUACUGUGUGGACUCUCCCGUGCCUGCUGCUAAAUCCUGUCUGCAUUGUGAGGCUCAUCUGUGUGAUAAACACCUGAGAGUACACAGCAAGUCAACAGAUCACGUCUUAUCUGCUCCCACCACUGCCCUGGGGAACAGGAAAUGCUCCGUCCAUAAGGAACUCUUCAAAUAUUACUGCACUGAGGACUCUACGUAUAUUUGUGUGUCAUGCAAACAUGAGGGAGAACACCAGGGACAUCAGGUGGAGGUUAUUAAUGUAGAGUUUGAGAAGAAGAAGAAAACACUAAGAGAUGUUAUGCACAAACUGAGCACAAAGAGAGAUGAGACUGUGAAUAGAUUCAGGAGUCUGCAGGACCAGAAGAGCGAAUAUGAGGGAAAAGCAGCUUAUGUAACAGAGAGAGUCACUGCCCUGUUUAGAGACAUUGGAAACCAGCUGGAGGACCUGAAGAAGAGAGUCCUCAGUGAGAUCUCCAGGCAAGAACAGUUCAUUUCAUUCUCUGUCUCUGAUCUGAUCCAGCAGCUGGAAAUAAAAAAGGAUGAGCUGUCCGGGAAGAUGCGUCACAUGGAGGAGCUGUGUAACAUGUCUGAUCCACUAGCUUUCUUACAGAGUGCAGACUUAAAAGCCUUCUGUGAUACUAAGCUGCUGUGUAACAUGUCUGAUCCAGUGACUGUCUUACAGGAACCAGACACAGGUGAUACUGAGAAUAGAAUGAUACAUGGUAACCAGUCCCAUGGCGCAGGAGAUCUGGAUGUGGGUCUCAUCUCAGGGACAUUACACACAUUGUCUGAUCUAAUAAGAGGUAUAAAGAUGGGUAUCUAUGUACAGCAACCUACAGACAUAAUAAUGGAUGUAAAUACAGCUAAUAAUAAUUUACAUUUGACAAGUGAUAUGAGAAUGGCAUCCUGGUCACAUAUAAACAAAAAACGUAAAGUAAUACCGGAAAGAUUUCAGGAUUGCCCUCAGGCAAUAAGCACUGGGAGUUUUUUCUUAGGGCGACAUUCCUGGGAAGUUGAUGUCACGGAAUCAGAGAGCUGGAGUGUAGGGAUGUGUUAUCCCAGUAUAGACAGGAGAGGACGUCAGUCAGUCAUUGGGUAA